Molecule: messenger RNA, 512 nt
Organism: Cyphomyrmex costatus
Lineage: Eukaryota; Metazoa; Arthropoda; Insecta; Hymenoptera; Formicidae
Gene: galla-2
Product: MIP18 family protein galla-2
Exons: 3
Coding region: 1-471 (156 amino acids)
Cellular component (GO): cytosolic [4Fe-4S] assembly targeting complex
Source: RefSeq, a predicted model, not a curated record
AUGAGCGAAAAUUUGGAGAACAUUAACCCAAAGCUUUAUAAAAAAUUAGAUGACCGAGAAAUCACAAUCUCGGACCAAGAUGAGGAUGUCACGGAUGAAUUUGAUGCUCGAGAGAUUUUUGAUAUUAUUAGGAACAUUAAUGAUCCGGAACAUCCUUUAACUCUAGAAGAAUUAAAUGUGGUUGAGCAGAAUCUCAUUGAAGUUGAUGACAAAAAAAACACAGUGGAUGUAAAAUUUACACCCACAAUACCGCAUUGCAGCAUGGCCACUUUAAUUGGUUUAUCCAUUCGCGUGCAAUUGUUACGUGCCUUACCUUCUAGGUUUAAAGUUAGUGUGGAAAUUUCUCCAGGUACUCAUAUCUCGGAAGCAGCAGUGAAUAAGCAGCUUGCAGACAAAGAAAGAGUUGCGGCGGCUUUAGAAAAUUCUAUGCUAGUUGGUGUGAUCAAUCAGUGUUUAGCACCGAAAAAUUAACAAGUUAUAUAAAUUUCAAGAUUUUCAUGUUCAACCUUCCA